AUGGUGCGAGCAGCAGAAAAAGGCUCUCAGCCAAAGCCCGAGAACGCCAUCACCAUCGCGGUGUCAUCGCGAGCGCUUUUCCGCAUGGAGGAGGAGCAGAAGAUUUACAACGAGCAAGGGGUGGAGGCCUAUGUGAAAUACCAGCUGGACCAUGAGAACGAGCCCUUCCUCCCUGGGGCUGCCUUCCCCUUCGUCAAGGCGCUGGAAGCGGUGAACACGCAGCUGCGUGAGCUCUACCCCGACAGUGAGGAGCUCUUCGACAUCGUCCUCAUGACCAACAACCAUGCCCAGGUUGGGGUUCGCUUGAUCAACAGUAUCAACCACUAUGAUCUGUUCAUCGAGAGGUUCUGCAUGACGGGAGGGAACAGCCCCAUUUGUUACCUCAAGGCCUAUCACACCAACCUCUACCUCUCCUCUGACGCCGAGAAAGUGAGUGGGGCCAUUGAAGAGGGGAUUGCUGCAGCCACCAUCUUCAGCCCCAGCAAAGACCUGGAGGUGUCGGAGAACCAGCUGCGGGUGGCAUUUGAUGGUGACGCCGUGCUCUUCUCUGAUGAGUCGGAGCAGAUCGUGAAGGCUCACGGCUUGGACAUGUUCUUUGAGCAUGAAAAGGCUCACGAGAACAAGCCUCUGGCACAGGGACCCCUGAAGGGCUUCCUGGAGGCUCUGGGGAAGCUGCAGAAGAAGUUUUAUUCCAAGGGGCUGAGGAUGGAGUGUCCCAUUCGCACCUACCUGGUCACUGCCAGGAGCGCGGCCAGCUCGGGAGCCCGGGCCCUAAAGACUCUGCGCAGCUGGGGCCUGGAGACGGAUGAGGCUUUGUUCCUGGCCGGGGCUCCCAAGGGGCCGCUGCUGAAGAAGAUCCGUCCUCACAUCUUCUUCGAUGACCAGAUGUUCCACGUGGAGGGAGCCAAGGAGAUGGGCACUGUCGCUGCCCACGUCCCCUACGGCAUCGCCCAGAAGCACAAGCGGCCGGCGCAGGAGAAGCAAACCCUGAACAGCAAGUAGCGGAGCUGGCUGGUCCCGCAGCCCCCGGCGUGCAGCACAGGCUUCACCCCGUGCACCACGCUCUGACCUGGGUUGUGGUCUGCAAGGCAGAGAGCAUUUGCCCUGGCGAGCGCGAGGUUAUUCCCCAGCGGGAGCCUUGUCGGGGGCAUGGAUGGAGGAGGGGGCUGAUGAAAGGCUUCCUUUCGCCUCUGUAUUCGUUGCAAUGUCGUGGCGUUGUCCCCAUUCCUCGUGGGGCCGGAGGCUCCCCCGCGCCGGGCAGCCCCAUGAGCCAUUUCCCUGUUCGUCCGCGCUCUGCACGUGUUUCAGGCAAAACCCCUCGAGGAUGGCUCUCGCCUUUUGUGGACUGUUUGUGCCAGGCAGGUUUAACCUAUUGGCAUUUCUUUAAAACCCCAGGUAAUUCCCAAAGCCUUUGGGAAUUUACAAAAACCCUUCUUGCAGCUUUGAAACAAAAUGCUGUCCCUUUUAACUAAAAUUAAACCAUAAUAUUGUUCCUUCACAGACCCAGCCCCUGCUCCCCAACCGGAAAAUCUUCCAUGUCUUUGUCCUUUGUCCUUUCACCAAGAUUUUGUCAGCUGAACAGCUUUCCUUUCAUGCACUAAGAUUUGGAAGAAUAGAAACAAACACUUACAUAUAUUUAAAAAAAAAAAAAAAUCCUGUUUCCUGCUUGGAGCUUCGGGCUAGUGUAUCGUUGGCCCAGGUUUUUAAAUCUGGGUUUCACAGUUGCGUGAGUUAGCACUUAAAAAUAGUCAUCUCGGUGAGGCAUCCAAAGCCAGCUCUCGUCUGAGCCGUCCAUGGUCCGCAGACACAUGCCUAGGGCUUGAAUUAAGUUAAAAGCAGGCCCUAAUAUAUUUAGGAUAUCACUUGAAGUCGAUUUAGGUAAAUCUGCAGAGAAUUUCAGCCUGGGGGUUUUAAUUAGAGGAUUUUUUCCCCCUUUCUAGGCUGAGCCCCUAUGAGUUGAUAAUCUUUCUCCUCAGCUUCUUAAAACCUCUGGUGUUUCCUAAAAUAGACACCUCUGCUAGUGAUCCUGUGAGAGGGAACCAAAUCUCCGAUUAAAAAACAGGAAGAGAAAUCAAUUGGAGAGCUGCUCCGAAAUCGGUGUGAAAAUCACACUGACAUUUCUGCAAAAAGCCCUGUCCCAAAGGACACUCUCAGGAGAAAAAUUUAAAGAUUACUUCUUUCUUGUGGGUUUGUUUUUUUUUUUCUUUUUUAGUCGGUACACCCCAUGGUUGGGCACGAAGGAUGCCCAGCCUUAUCUGAUAGUAGUUUUCUAUAAACGCCAACUCCAUGGGCUGCAGUUUUCCGAGGUAUGUGUCUGCCUCUGGCUUGACUUUGCAGGGAGGUUUCAGCUAAAACAGCUCCGCCGCUCCCGACAGCGAGGCUAGGCCUCGAGUUAUCGCACUUUUGACAAAUACAUAAACAAGCUAGUGAUGCCUUCAGUGGCUCAGGAUACUGUUUUCUCAUUGCAUUAAAUCCUGCUCUAGCAGUGAAAAGCAAAUUGCACUUUUUCCCCCCUGAACUAUCUCACUUUCACAGACUGUUAUUUGUCACAUCUGGGUGACAAGCACCUUAGAGGAAGGUCUAAAAUCCAAACAAACAAAAAAAGUCUUGAAAGAAAUGAGCAUCUCAGUAACACACCUGUUAAUAUAUAGGUUUAUAAAAAGGUCUCAUCUUUUUAAUGUGAAUGAAUAUUGGGAUCUGAACUGUAUCUUGGAGAUCUUUUUGGCAGCUGGGAGGGGGAGAACAGCCUGGCCUCCCAGGAGACAUUUCCAAGGUGUUUCCUGAAGAUCGCAUUGUGGAAGCCCAGCCAAGCUCAGCUCGCAAGCGGGCUGCACCGGGGCCUCCCGCCAGCCCGGGAGGUGACGUUGCAAGAGGAACGGGGUUGUCAACAAGCCCUUAGGAGCCCCCGGCCAGGGCAGGGUACUGGUGGGAUCUGAUACAGGAUGCAAGCACAACCACUGGGGGAUGGACGCUUGCACCGGGUGCCAUGGGGGAUGCGUGCUUCGAAUGAGGGAUGUUGGCAGGGCUGGGCUGUGCAGGAGGAGAUGCCCUGUCUGAAGGUACUGUUAGCUCCAGGGAAGCAAUGUGUUGUGGUUUUGGGGCAGGGCCCUGGAUCUCAGCAGCUUUCACUGCUGCCUUUCCAGGUCCUGAGGUGCACAGGGAGCUGGGUGCAAGCUGGGGGGGCAGGGGCACAGUGGAGGCAGGAGUUUUAGUGACUCUGCUUAGGGUCCUCCUGCUGCCAGGGCUUUGCUGGGAGACGUGGGGCUCGGGAAAUGGGCUCCAAGUGAGGUAGACCUCCCUUUGCACCUCCUGAGUCCUUCCUGUGUGGGGAGGAUAUUCCGCUCCUGCAAUGGCUGCCCCAUUUGCUUUUAUCCACAUGGCUUCCUAUGGUUUUUUUCUCCUCCAUCACUACAACUGGCAGACGUGGAUUUGCUGCUUGUGUACUUUCCUUGUGUGCCCAUCUGUGACAUCCCCUCAGGCUGGGGGGGGGGGCGAUGCAGUCCCCAGGACAAGCUGCAUGGGCUAGGCACAUCUCCCACCCCGAUGGGCCAGUGCGGUUGUGCCUCUUGUGCUGUGCUGGCCGACGACUGGUCUUUCCCGCUGUGUGUUGUUGCUGUGGGUUUCACUUCAUUGUCCUCUGGCGGUUUUUCUUGUGAAUGGACUGCCAUGUUAAUGAAAUCCCUCUGCGUGUUUUUCUGUAAUAAACUGUGUUGGUCGCA
Messenger RNA from Pygoscelis adeliae (Adelie penguin), 3719 nucleotides. It is a transcript of the gene NT5C1A, whose product is annotated as 5'-nucleotidase, cytosolic IA. The transcript has 6 exons. Gene Ontology annotation, molecular function: 5'-nucleotidase activity; magnesium ion binding; nucleotide binding. Gene Ontology annotation, biological process: adenosine metabolic process; nucleotide metabolic process. Lineage: Eukaryota; Metazoa; Chordata; Aves; Sphenisciformes; Spheniscidae. The coding region runs from base 1 to 1002 and encodes 333 amino acids. The record is from RefSeq and is a predicted model, not a curated record. Gene Ontology annotation, cellular component: cytosol; cytoplasm.